Suillus subaureus is the source of this 564-nucleotide messenger RNA. RefSeq lists its product as uncharacterized. The record is from RefSeq and is a predicted model, not a curated record. Lineage: Eukaryota; Fungi; Basidiomycota; Agaricomycetes; Boletales; Suillaceae. Bases 1 to 564 code for a protein of 187 amino acids. The transcript has 5 exons.
AUGUCGGGCAGCUUAGCAAGUCGAUAUAUCAGGUUUGAAGUCAUCAGCGGAAAAAACAUUCAAGUCCCCUCCAAGCGCAUUCCCGCAAACAUUUACAUAUCCAUUAAUGUCGACUCCCGGAGCUGCUGGAAAUCGGCCAUCAGUGUCUUAUCAUCCGACAGAUCUGUAAUGUGGGACGAUAGUGUGAUUCUGUCAUCGCAUGCCUCACCUGCAUUAUCAAUCGAGAUCAGGGCACCAUAUGAGGUCGGUCGAAUGCUAGGCAGUGGAGAGGUCAUUGGGAAGCUUCAAAUGUCGUGGAAUAGACUACUCAAUCAUGGAGAUGAACCUUUCGAUCCAUCCUUCCCACUCGUGCGCGGUGUCCACCCUUCCCUCGCGCUGAAGGCCGCUGUUGUACAUGCUCGCGACAAUCAGGGCGGUGCGCUGUCUGAUACUGAGGUCGCUCGAGACACAGAUGCGGGCCACGCACAAUUUGCUGCAUACAUAACGAGCAAAACGGUCUCACCUGAACGAUGCGGUGCAGCAUUUUCAGUUGGUUCUGGAUCAGUGUCUGGUCAGCCAUUCUGA